AUGUCAGAGAUUAAUCUCUUCGCAGAGGACGACGCCUUCCUUGCCGAGGCCCCUCCGAGAUCUCCUGCCGGCACCCAGAGCACCGCAGCCUCACAGAACACAUCAGCUCAGCCCGCGGCUCCACCUCAAGCCAGAUCCUCCAUCCCGGCCACGGGGAAAAACACGGUCUCCAACCUCCAUCAAGAACUGGCCAGCGCAGGCGUCACCGUUCCGCGCCGAACCACCCAAGCCGAACUCCUGGCGGUGUAUAACUCCCUGCAAUCUGGAGCACCACUACCAUCCACCACUUCACCAUCCAAAGCCACGAAGAAAACCAGCCAGGUUCGACACAACCCAUACCAGCGACCAGAUCCAAGCCCAUCCUUCAGACCCGAACACAGCAGCAGGCCUUCAGCGAGUCUGUUGCAAGCCCCGGGUCCCGAUGACCCAGGAACCCAAUCCCCGGAAUGGAACCAGAAGUCCAUCCUUGGCGCAGAGUCGCUACAGGAAGCACAAGCCCAAACUCAUAAUCUGCCUGCCCACCCUUUCCAAGUUACCACGAGCAGCGCGAGCGUGAGGCCGCCUCCGCUCCCAGCUCAAACCCCAGCUUCUCUAAUCCCUCCUCUUCUUCCGCAAGUUCUUCCAGGCCCCGGCGCAAGUUUCAGUGUGAGGCCACCUCCGCUGAUGUCACUGGCGACGGUAGCCCCCCCACUCUUCCCUUUUUCUUCCACCUGCGAUACUAGAGCCAGCAGUAGCGUGAGCAUGCCUCCGCUGAUGUCACUAUUGCCGGCAGCCCCUCCUCUUUUCUCUUUGCUUCCCACCCAUGAUCCCAGCACCAGCUGUAACGUGAGCAUGCCUUCGCAAACGGCUCCAGCACCUAACCUCCUACAGUCACUUUCUCACACUAAAUAUUUUUCUUUGUCCACAGCCACACCUCUACUUGUUCCACCCAACGUCCUCGCCCUGGAUCCUCCACCUGUCUCCAACACCAUCUGGAACCAAAUCCUGUCAGGUUUGGAUGUCUAUCUUUUUUCCCUCCUCUCACCCAUUCCACCUACAUCCGCAGACCGCCAGAUAAAUUGUGGCCAAUUCUCAGUAACCCUUAAAAACACAAAUAACAUUCAGUCCCGUAUCCUUAAAUUCCCAGAAUUCACUGUAGCUUUCUCACGCUACACGGAUGUUUAUCCCCACAGGAGGCGCAAACUCAAUGACUAUCUCGCGAUAGUCGCUGAGCUCACGCUUUCAUAUGGAGGCUCCCAUUUUUAUUUACUACCUUACCACCGCCUUUUUUUCGCAAAAUGCGCCAUUCGCAUCUCCCAAUGGAACCAGUCCCCAUUCUGGGGAGCUUUAGACACAGAACUUCAUAAUAAAGUAUUUUUAGGUUGCUGCAAUAUAUCUUGCGCAGUCUGCCGAUCCACCACCCACCCCACUGAAUCCUGCCUAUUCAUAAAUCCCAUCCCUUCUCCCCUCCCCGAACCAGCCAAGACCAGAUCCACCUUCAAACCCAAAUAUCCCAUCCCUCCUUUCUGGUCACCGCCCUUCUGUCACAGCUUUUGCCAGCCCCUGCACUGAGUUCAACAGCCUAUAGUCUUAUUUGUUUAAAUCUUCAGUCCGCUCUCGCCAAACCCGACAUCGUCGAUCUUUUAAUUAAAAAAGAAGUAGACGAAAAUUUCAUGAUUGAACUUUUCUCCGCAUCUCCGUUUAGUGUUUACCGCAUCAGUCCUAUCGGGGUAGCCACUAGGAAAUUAUCAGAUAAAAAACGCCUAAUAAUCGACCUUUCCUCCCUACAUAACACUCCGUUUCCUAGUAUCAACAGUCUCAUCCCUCCCGAUGAGAUCUCUAUGAAUUAUCAUGACAUCGACCAAGCUACUUCACUAAUCAAAAUAGCGGGUCACGGCGCUUGGAUGGCAAAAGUCGACAUAACAUCCGCCUUUAAAGUCAUGCCCAUCCAUCCUGAUUUCUGGCACCUUUUCGGCAUUCUCUGGCAAAAUAAUAAUUAUUUUUCUGUCCGCCUAACCUUUGGUUGCAGAAGUAGCCCAAAAUUUUAGACACGCUGUCGAAAGCAAUAUGCUGAAUCCUUUCCAAUAACUACGAGAUCCCGCACUUAAUCCAUCUAUUAGACGAUUUUCUAAUCAUCUCACCACCCGACGCUAUCCCAGCCGCGCACCUCUUGACAGUUCAAAAGGUUUUCACCGAACUCAGGAUUCCCAUAGCAGAAGAAAAAAACGCCGGUCCAAGCACUUACAUCGAAUUCUUGGGCAUUAGACUCCAACAAAUUCCAAGCAUCCCUACCAAAAGAGAAAAUCGAUCGAACGAUCCUGGUAGGUUCCUUCCUUUUAGACAGCUCCACCUGUUCUAAGCGCGAGCUAUUAUCAAUUUUCAGUCACUUGAAUUUCGCAAUGCGCAUAAUUCCCCAAGGCCGAUCAUUCAUUUCUCACCCCAGUUCUCGCGUCUUCAGCUCACAGUCUAGAGGAUCAAAUAUCCAUCGAUGAAAGUAGCCUAAAUGAACUCCGUUUAUGGAAAUUAUUCCUCAAACAAUGGAACGGUCUCUACUUCUUUUACAGCGACCUAAUAUCCUCCCCAGCAGACAUCAAAUUAUUUACCUAUGCUGCCCCGUCAAUCGGAUUCGGAGGUUAUUACCAAGGGGGCUGGUUCGCGUCCACCUGGCCGCCCCAGCUGUUAGACCUGCUGCAAUCACUUAAAUUAUCAGCGCUAUUUGAACUCUAUCCACUAGUCGUCGCUGCAUCCCUAUGGGGGAAAGAAUGGUCCUCUUCCAGUAUUAUAAUUCACUGUGACAAUGAAGCAACUGUUCACUGUAUAAAUAAAGGCCAUUCAAAUUCUAUAGCAUUAAUUCCCCUACUUAGAAACCUCACUUGGAUAUCAGCAUGUGACCAAUUUAUUUUAACUGCAAAGCAUAUUCCUGGAUCCAAAAAUCAAAUUGCUGAUUUUCUCUCUCGUUUUGCUUUCCAGAAAUUUAGACAUUUGGCACCAGAGGCGGAUACGUUUCCAGUCCAAGUCCCUCCUUAUUCAGAGUUGAUAUUCCCAUUGAUCAUCCUUUAAAAAACCUGCUUAAAGCCUCCCUAGAAUAUAUCCUUCAGGCGGUGGCGCCUAGAACCCUGCAGUCAUAUUUAACAGCAUGGAAAAGUUUUAAAACAUUCCAUGCAUGUUAUAACAUACUGUUUCUUGAUUUUUCCCUACUCACCAUCUCAUCUUGCAUAACCUACCUGACCAUUUAAAAAAAACUCCAGAUCAAUUCCAUCAAAGGCUAUUUGAGUGGAAUUCAAUUUUUCCACAAACUAAUUUACGGUUCCCCUGCACCUCACUUAGCUAAUUCUCAAACUGCUCUUUUAUUGAAAGGCAUACAAAGAACCCACCCCACACGUCAAGACACACGACAGCCCAUAAUGCUGAAAACACUCACUAAAUGCAUAUCCACUCUUACGAUACUCUAGGAUCCUAGACUCUAAGAUACGAAUCAAUCCACACAGCACAUACACUCGAUGCUAUGUUUAUUUUAGCGUUCUUUGGAUUUUUAAGGUGAACUCUGGGUUCAACUCAAACAUUCAUCCCACCGUAUCCGAUUUAGUAACAUUACACAACGAAACCAUUUCCUUUUUCAUUAAAAAAAAGCAAAACCGAUCAAGCUAAAAAGGCCAUUACAUCUACAUUUUCAGCCUAUAAUCACCUAAUUGUCUAUAUCAAACACUGCUAGCAUUUUCACAAAUCCGGAAAUCACAAGCCUCUUCCUUAGCAGAACCUCUAUUCACAGACGAUAGCAAUCGCCCAGUUACUCGUUUUUGGUUUCAAAAGCAUCUUAAAUGCGUCCUUAUUAAGUCCCGCUUCCCAGCCGACAACUUCUCCAGCCAUUCUUUCAGUAUAGGCGCAGCUACCACCGCAGCACAAAAUGGUCUAUCAGAGCAGCAGAUCCAAACACUCGGACGUUGGUCCUCUCAGGCCUUUAAGUGCUACAUUCAAUCUGACCACUCUCAUAUCAGAAGAGCCUAACAAACCCUCAUCAAAAAACCCCUCUAAGAUAAAUUCGACACCCACUAGAGCCCAUUACACCACAUGUCACAACACAUGCGUCUUUGACAGUUCACAAGGCACCUUCUUCAAACACCCUUCGCAUACUAUCUCGACAAAACUCGUACAGCGUCGCUCCAACUGGAGUCGCACAACUUAUUACGCACACCUUAUUAUUAAUAUUAAGCAUCACAGCUAGUGCAACGACCGUCCCUAGGGAGAUGCACACUUUAUUACAGACCGCUGCAAGCGCAACGAACAUUCAUACAGGAGACGCACACAUUAUUAUUAUGCACCACCGCUAAUGCAGUGGCUGCUCCUACGGGAGACGUACACCUCACUAUCACGCAUUAUUUCAAGAGCAGUGACCACUCAUACAGUAGACACACACUUUUUAUGCACCACUGCUAGUGCAGUGACCGCUCCUACGGGAGACGUA
Messenger RNA from Danio rerio (zebrafish), 4441 nucleotides. NCBI's taxonomy places the organism in Eukaryota, Metazoa, Chordata, Actinopteri, Cypriniformes, Danionidae. The record is from RefSeq and is a predicted model, not a curated record.